AGAAAACACAUUUACACUAAUAUACAGGUAGAUCAAAUAGAACAUACAUAUCAUAUACAGGCUGUAUACAGUAGGGCUGAUUAUUGGUGGACUAAUAAAUGAAGUAUUUCUAUAAAAAUUGAACAAACUGACUGGUACUUUGGAGACAUGAGUAACAGGAACCCUUGGGCAGCACACAGUGGACUCCUAUUGGAGGAUGAGAGGGGGACCCUGAUCUUAUGACGUGUCAUCUCGGGGAUUAACUAGAUCCCUAUAUAUUAGCCUACUUCUGGUAAGUCAUGACGCUUACUAAAUACCACCCUUGGUAAUUGCGGAAUAAUAUAUCUUGGGGUUUUACUUGGAUCAAUGAAUUUGAAAGGGGCGCGUCUGAGCGGCUUGUUGUAAUAAAUAGCAGAGAUCUCCAUCCUCCCCACAGACAGGACUCCCCGGGUUUACCAUGAUCUUGCUUCUGCUCCUCCUGCUCUCCAUGCUCGCCGCUCCGCUCCACGGGGCCGCCGCGCCGCGUCCGACCUUCAGAGACACCGACCCGACCACAGGUGUGUCCGUGCGGUGCGACAGCUGCCCACCCGGCUCCUACCUGCGCUCCAGCUGCACGGCCACGAGGAAGAGCGAGUGCGAGCCGUGCCCGACCGGCUCGUUCACGGAGCUGUGGAACUACAUCGGGAAGUGUCUGCGCUGCGGGGUGUGCGACCACAACCAGGUGGUGAGGACGCAGUGCACCGCGGACAGCGACUGCCAGUGCGAGUGCAGGCAGGGAUACUACUUCAAGAAGGACUACGGCAUGUGCUACAGCCACAGUGCGUGUCCGGCCGGGCAGGAGGUGCUGGCCAAAGGUACAGCUGAAGAGGACACCGUGUGCCACGAUUGUCCCAACGGCACCUUCUCCGACACCGUGUCCGCCCACAAGAACUGCACGCUGCACAAAAGCUGCGAUGCUCCAGGGACGGAGCUGGUGCUGAAGGGCUCCAUCUGGCACGACAGCGUGUGCACCACCUGCAAUGAGCUCACAUCCAGAGACGGAGGCGACUACCUCAAAGAAAUCCUCCCGUCUUUCUUCCUCCACCAGAAAAUAAACAUCAAACGGCUGCGUCGGAUUUUGCACAAGCUCCCAACUGAGAAUGCGAGUCAGAUUCGGCAGCUACCGUCGAUACUGACCAAAUUGGGAGCAGACAGCGCCGGUGAGAGACUACAGAACAAGCUGCACAGAAUCGACUCGAACCUGAAGGAGCUGUGUAAUCUAAGAAACGAGGUGGAUGUAGUUGUGUUUUCAGGUUAGGCUGAAGUAGUAAAUAUUUAGUUAUAGGUACCAAACAGAUUUAAACAAAACUUUGUAGUCCAAAAGUUGCUGCCCUAUUCAAGAUGUAGUUGAUACAGACUUUAGUACUUUUUGUGUUUUGUUAAAGGAGAACAGAGAAUCAUUUCUCAAAUCAAUUAGAUCAUUUUUUCAUCGAGUUGAUUGACAUUCACUGCUUUUUGAUUUUGAUAUAGAUUUUUUUUUUUCUUAAAAUUGACAAACCAAUCCAAACUUCAUGUAUCACCUAACUUGAAUUUUUUUUUACCAAAUAAAUUAAUGUUACAGAAGGCAACAGCAUUGAGUAAAUGCAGCACACUUCAUUUCAAGUCAGGUGAUGACAAUGUAAUGUAAUGUAAUAUAAUGCAGAUUUAAUAUAUCGAGGGGGAGGAGCUAGUUUACUCUAACAAAUGUGUAGUUUUGUCCUUGGGAGUACAUUCCACAUAGUUGUACUGAUCGAAGAAUUAAUGUGGAUGCAUGUGCACCUUUUGGUAUCUCAUAGUACCUAUUGUAGCAGUUUUAUUUCUUGGAGUGAGGACAGAUGGAGCCCACCACUAUUACCCUUUCAAUAAAAGAAGCGGUUGCCUUUAGUAUAUCUACCUCUUCCCAUGUAUGCAGUUAAACAUUUUUUUUUCAUUUUAUGUAUCAGCUAAAUAUGUGAACUUAAUUUAUUGUGCUAUUUAUAGAAACAAGGUAAGUUGAGGGACAGGGUAGAGGAGUUCUUGUGUUUGCUUUUCAUGAUUUCUAAAGAAUGCGUAGAACUGUAUGCAAGUGAAGCUGUAGCAUGUGUGGUGCUUGAAUGACGCUUUAAUAAAAAUAAUU
Molecule: messenger RNA, 2113 nt
Organism: Anoplopoma fimbria (sablefish)
Lineage: Eukaryota; Metazoa; Chordata; Actinopteri; Perciformes; Anoplopomatidae
Product: tumor necrosis factor receptor superfamily member 6B-like
Exons: 5
Coding region: 437-1276 (279 amino acids)
Molecular function (GO): protein binding
Source: RefSeq, a predicted model, not a curated record